AUGUCCAGUUUUCACAGCCAUCCCCUCGGGAUUGUUACUUUGGUCGCGCACUUUGUCCAGUGUGUAAGUGCCCUCAUCGUGCUUGGUAUCAUGGCAUGGGCAGUUCGGGGGACAAAGACGCUUACAGUUAUUUAUUCUCUUGUCGUCGCUGUCUUGACCCCCGUUGCGUUCGCCUUGUCUACUGGUUUUAGCUGCGUCAGCAGACACCAUAGUUGGCACGUUGUGCCCUUAUACUUGACCGACACCGUUCUCUCCUACCUUUGGCUCACUUCCUUCAUCUUCCUCGCCCAGAACUUCAACCAAACCAACUGCAGCUUUUCACGAUGGAACGGAGAGGUAGUCUGUAGCCGGCAAUAUGCCGCCGAAGCAUUUGCCUUCAUUGCCUUCUUCGUCACUCUUGGCUCUCUCCUAUUCCAAUUCUUCUACGCUUAUACUUAUCGGCCUCAGUUUGCGCUGCCAGGGGAGGAGCAGAGGGCGAAAGAAAACCUGCACGGGAAUUUGGAAACCGCUGGUGUUCUGUAA
Messenger RNA from Penicillium subrubescens, 522 nucleotides. RefSeq lists its product as uncharacterized. The record is from RefSeq and is a predicted model, not a curated record. The transcript has 4 exons. Gene Ontology annotation, cellular component: membrane. The coding region runs from base 1 to 522 and encodes 173 amino acids. NCBI's taxonomy places the organism in Eukaryota, Fungi, Ascomycota, Eurotiomycetes, Eurotiales, Aspergillaceae.